AUCUGACAUUUUGACAAUUAUAAAUUACUGUCAUAACGUUGGGAAAUGAACUAAAUUUUAGUGAUAAAUACAAUACUUGAUCAAAAUGAGCAGUUCUGAUAAAAAUACUACAAAUACAACAGGAUCAAAGUCUACUAGAGCUCCAUCAGAAAAUUUGGAUCAAUCUGUUUGCCCAGCUUCGGUGGAUAAAUGUGUACAUAAAUGUGUCCCUUCCUCCUGUUUGAAUAAAAGAGUACAACCAGCCUCAACAGCGGCUGCUAUUGCUCCUCUACCAGACCAAUCAAAAUUUUCUCCAGAACCUCCGAAACAAACUGCUGCACCUGACAAGAAGGCUGCUUUAGAAAGCAAUCAAAAUCGUUCACCAAUUGCGUUCAGCUGCUCACCAGACAAUGCCAGUUGUUCGAAGGGUCAAAGUGGAUCACCACAAAUAAAGUCAAAUGCUGCAUCGGAGAAUCCAAAAGACGCGGCAGCAAAGGGAUCUUCUUCUCAAUGUAUAAAACCAAAACCUGUUUGUAAGGAUUGUGCGAGACCGGUAUGUAAGGAUACUAGUACCGUGAUAAAACCACCUCCAGGAAGACCUUCGUUCAAAACUAUCGCACUAACGGCAGUAGCCCUGGCUGGAGGAAUAUACUUGUACGAAACUGUUUUGAAAGAUUAUAUAUUCGGUGGACCAGAAUGCGCUUGUGGAUGUAAUAAAAAGAAAUGACGAUGACAUUGAAUAGAGAAUAAUAAUGUAAUUAAACAGCUUGUAAUCGAAUUAAUUCUAAUAAUAACAAUACUAGGA
Molecule: messenger RNA, 784 nt
Organism: Diorhabda carinulata
Lineage: Eukaryota; Metazoa; Arthropoda; Insecta; Coleoptera; Chrysomelidae
Exons: 3
Coding region: 86-706 (206 amino acids)
Source: RefSeq, a predicted model, not a curated record